AACCCAACCAAAACCCUCCCUCCCUCUCUCUCUCUCUCCGCCAUCUCCAUCCCCUCUCGCCGCUCCCGCUUCCCCCAUGCCCUCGGCAUCCGCCGCGGUCUCCCCGCCGAAACCCUAGCUCCGAUUCCCUCAACGAUGGCGGGCGUGGCGACGGCGCGCGACGUGGAGGAGGUCAUCCAGAAGCUUCACUCCGACCGGGCCAGAGUCCGCGAUGAGGGGGUGAAGCUGCUGGGGACAUGGCUGCAGGGCGACCGCGCCGCCUCGUUCUGUCGCCUCCUCGGCCGCAACACCGCCAGGGUCAAGCCCGGCCACGGCCACCUCACGGGAGCCGCCACAUGGCCACUCCUCAUCCUGGCGCUCCUCAACUGCGUCAAGGAGGACAUCUCGGGUAAGAAGCCUGGUGCCACCAAAAGCGCCGCUGCCCGGAUGCUCCGUGUCACCAUCCAGUGCGCUGAGGAUGUCAAGCUAUCAGGGCAUUCCUUACUUUUGAUCUCAGUUGCUAGGCAACUUUUCAGUCAUGUAUGGGAGGUCGUAAAAGAUGGCCCCAGCUUUCAGUUAGAGUACAGUAUGAUUCUCAGACAACUUUUAGCUGUUAAGGAGUACCGAUAUCAGAUGAAACCUCGAACAUAUAUCAGUUUUGUAGCGCACUACAUGAAGAAGGUCACUACUGUGCUUGAUGCAAAAUUCAGCAACCAGGCGAGCUCCAAGGAUGAAUCCUUCCGUUGUACAUUAACACUUCAUGUCCUACUCGAAAACCCGCCAGGCGAUUACCCUGAUAUCAUGAGGGAUGAGGUUAUUAACGGAUUUAGUGCAAUCUUCCCACAUAUUAGGGACGAGGAGGGGAAACUGACCCGCAAACUUAUUGAAUGCAUCAACACCUUUUUGCUGAAGGAUGGCCCAAACCUGGGAUACAAAUGUGUGAAGAUUCAUAAUGCAGUUCAAGAGUUUAUAUUUCGUUGUUGGCCGGUGACUCUUGAUCAGGCUUUGAAGAGUUUGUUCAUUACCUACGCAAAAGUUCAGCUGAAGCUUGCCAGGGCUAUUCCAGAGAUUUUGGAGAAACUUGUUGACAUCAUCAUUAAGGAACUGGACAAAAAUGUUAACACCGGACCUGGUUUUCUGUGGUGUGAGGCACCUCGAGAUGAGAAAGCUGUGUCGUUAAGAUGCUUCCAAGAGGAAUGGAUGGAUCUAUCUGCUAGUGUUUUUUAUCUGGUCCACAAAUGCACACUGAAGACACCGAAUAGGGAGAAAAGGUUGAAGACAGAUCACAUUCUGAACCUCAUCAUUGAUGGCCUUUCGAAAGGAUCUCUGUUUUGGAGUGGCUCUGUUUGUUUUCUGAUCCACAAGUAUGGAUAUCGAGUGGACAAAUCUUUGCUAAUUAGUUGGUUUGAAGCAAGCUGCAAAGCUUUGAGAAGUGUCUUGAGCCAUGCAAAUGCCAUACGGUUUCAGGACUCGAUACUCUGGCUUCUCAGGGCGCUCAAGGAGUUCUCCAUGGUGCUCAUGCUCAAACCUAGGGAGGAAGCACAAUUUCAUUUAACAAAAAGCGAGAUGUCAAUUGUUGAAGGUUGCUGGCAAGACAUAUGGAAUUCCCUUAUUCAUGCACUCCCUUUGUUUAGCAGCAUUGUGCUAGUUGCUGAUGCAGCACUGAUUUUGCUGGGUGGAAUGAUUGUGAGGGACCAAGUUCAUGCAUCAUUUCUAUCAGAAGAUACAUGGAACCUGCAAAUAUUUAAACAGUUGCCAUCACCGUCUGCAUUGUAUUUCAUUGCUUGUUACUUCUCAAGGAUAGGCUUUCAGGGUGACUUGUCCAGUUCGAUCUUUAUUCGGAAGAAUCUGCUAAGAUCAACUUUGGAGCUAGUACAUUCAAAGGAAUUCUCUCUCUUGAACGAGCAAAAUGUUGUUCUCAUUCCUGAAGCUAUUUUCUCACUGUGUGCUGCUUUUGUGUCAUCACCAAUUAAUUCAUCAGAUUCGUUACAACUAUUUGGUGAUUGUAAAAUUAAUUCUAAGUCUCUUGAGGACGAGACCUGGGUUCUCAAAGAUGAGCUGCUCUACUCAGUUGAAGCUUUAUCAAAAAUCACUCUGGAUAGUUCUGCCAAGGUUAUUUCUGAUAAAUGCCACCGCAUACACCUUCCUGGGACUAUCCAGCAACCAAUGCUUCUUGAGCUCAUAGACUUCAUCAAAGGAUUUGUGGCCUCAAACGAUCAUUUUGAGAAAUUGGACUUAUCUACUCUUGUAUUUGUCUGUUCUCUUCUCUGCAAUCUUAUUCAUUGUUCAUUGUUGUCAAGGGUCAUGGGAGAUAAAUCUUCACUUCUGCAGGAAGUAUUAAAUUAUAUCACCAAUAUUAUAAAAUAUAUUGUGUCAUUUGUUGUGAAAAAGAACGUUGAACUUUCUCAUGGUGUUACUAACCUAAGUUCACCAUUGGAUACAAUGGGCUCCACUUUAUCCUCAUUCAAGAGCUUUCUGUCUUCUCCGAUAUUUAAUCUGUCUAGAGUUGAUAAUGGAGUUAGUUCUGUGGUUAUCGAGGGUGUUACUGAAUUACUCGAUGAACUCUUGGUUGCAAUUUCUCAGCUGUUUUCUCAACUCUCUAGUUUAGCUAACAAUUUUGAUGGAGAGAGUACCGGUAAAGUGUUGCCAAUAUCUUGUGUAAACUCAGAAGAUCUAAAUCCUAUUGUUGAUUGCAAAAGUAGUGUUGCUGAUAUGGAUCUUGAUGUGAUGGACUCUGGUGAAGUAGAAUCUGUCACUAGUGGGAGUGGAAAUAUGGGUAGCUUCUUACGGCCAUUGGAGUGGAAGCUAGAACUAGUUAGAAUUAUUUCAACUUUUUUCUCGGUGUCAUCGCUUCAUACAUGGGAAAUCUUGUACAGCUUGGUGGAGAAAGAAAGUGAUGUGAAGGUUCGUCAGGUCAUCUUGCUUAAUCUUUGCAGAAAUAUCCCUGGUCCAUCUAAAACUGUAUCUUCCAUGGUCCAUCUUAUAAAUGAUAUGAGGGACAGAUGUGCAAGUUCAUUACUUAACUCUACAGAGUGUUUAGCCUGUGUACAUGCUUUGCUAAGAACAUUGGUAACUCUCCGUGAUGGUGCGCAAAGUACUGAUGGACAGCCUCAAGGAUGCAAAGGGAUUUUCAGUGAGAGCCAGGAUAUCCUAUUAGACUUGGUAAAUAAGGCUACAGAGAUAGGUUCUGCAGAUUGGUUUUCUCGAAUCAAGCUCAUUGAUUGCAUCUCAUCCUUUAUUUGCCUGUUCCCUGAUGUUGCCCAGGAUCUGAUUGGGUGUUUGCUUGACAUGCUGCAUGAUACCGAUUACCGUGUCAGGUUGUAUUUGGCCAGGGAAAUCGUUGUGUUAUUCCAAACGUGGGAAGGGCAUAAUGAAUUAUUCUAUGAUGUUUGCUCAAAUAUUGGUGCCAAGAUGGUAGCAUUCUCAGUUGACUCUCCAAUUACAGCUAGAGAAGUCUUAGCUGUUGGACCACAAUCUGUUCCUGUAAUUGAAACUGCCCUCAUUACUCUUGCUCAUUUGUCUGUGUAUAGUGAGGAUGUUGAAGUUGAGAGCGUGUUCAUGAUUUCUGCUGCUGCUGCUAUAGAGCCUUCUCAGAGAGAAUUAGCUUAUGCUUUAUUUGAUUCCAUCUCAAGAAAGCUUGGAUAUGCUUCACGGAGCAAGUAUGUGGACCAAGUGAUGGGUCCAAUUCUUUUUAGGUGGGUUGCUUGCGAGAUGAGUCUAGUUUCACUUGUUGAGGUGCAAGAAAUGUUUGGUUAUAGUUCGUCUGAGCCAAAGAAUUUCGUUGAACAUUGUAGCUCAUGGCUUCUGCCUUUCCUUAUUCUAAGGGGUGAUGCUGCUGACCUAAAUUGGAUAUCGAAGAUUUUAUCGCAACCUUUGUCUGUCAUUAUCAAGAGAUACUUUGUUCCAAUCUUCGGAUUGUCCAUUGCCGCCAGAUGUGGCACAGGGCCAGAGAAGGACUUAGCAGAAACUGCCUUAUGUGAAUCACUUUUGCAGCUUGGGGAAAUUUCUGAGCUUGAGCGUGAUGAUCUCAUUAAAAAACAUAUGGUUUCAAUUGUUGCCUUUUUGCUCUCAGUCUCAUCAUCUGCUCAUGGGCCACAAGUCCCAUAUUUCUCCAAGGAGAUUGUUGCCCUGUCAGUGAAAACAGUUGUUGAUGGAUUUGUGGAUACCAUGGAUGAUGAUUUGGCUAACACAGUUGUUAUUGAUAAAAUUAAUAUAUUCCGUGCCGACAGAGUAUUUAAGUUCCUACUGGCAAUACAUCAGCAUGUUGCAGAUGCUUGCCAUCCCAGGCACAUGUGUCAUCGGCUUUGUGCAAUUGAAGUUUUGAUAGAUGUACUUGGACACAGAGUGGUUCUUGAGAGCACUUGCUUCUAUAUUAUUUGUAUAGUGGGGAACUACAUCCAGCGAAAACCAUUGCAAGGCCAAUGCUGUAAUAUCUUGUCUAAAUUGUUGGCUUCUUUUGAUGGAAAUUCCUCUGCUGAAACUGUGGAAGUUCUUGGGAGGCAGCUUCAGGUUGUAGUUCCGAAGUUGAUCGCUGCUUGCCUAACUAAUGAAAAAGAAGAAAGAAGUGGUACUGCAGAUUCAUCAGGGCUUCUUUCUUUACUUCAGCACUUGACAGUGGAUGCUGAUCCUCUGCUUUAUGAUUACAUAAGAGAGUUAGAACCACUUCCUGAUCUUGAUUGCUUGAAAGAUAUACGAGAGUUUCACACUUCACUUUCUGCUUCCUAUGCUUCAAAAGAUCAAUUCUUGAAGGGCUCCUUAUUUGCCACAGGAACUGUUCUUGUUGAGGUGAUAUUUACUUAUUCGUCUCUGCAUAUAGUGCUUCUUAAAAUGCGCUUCUCUGUCAACUCCUUAUUAUGUUUUUUCUUUGCCAUUUUUCUAAUAUCACUUCUUUCACGUUGUUCUUGUACUCUCAGUCUUCGUAUGUAUCACAAGAAGUUAUUGUUGGGAGAUAUCAUCAGUAGAGCUGAUCCUUCUGCUGCUGAUAUAGACAUAGUUAGCUGCUGGUGCAGCGACCCAGAUAUCGUUUCUGCUGUAUGGACUCUUGUUGACCUUUGUAGCUCAUCUCCUGUAGCAAAUGAAGCUUCUCCGGUGGUUGCUGAUUUUAUCUCUAGGGCUGGCGUGUCUGAUGCACAUCAAGUAAUAUUCCAUCUGCCAACCCUUACUCAAAAGCAUCCUGUACAAUUACAUAGUGGUUCUACUUCCAAGGAUGAUAAAUUGUCCUUAGACUAUGGUAUUUCUGAUGGUAUUUUGGUUGGCCUUCUGAAACUCUUGAAGACUUAUUUAUCUGAUGAAUCUGUAGAAAUAAUAGAUGCUGCUUCACAAACAUUGAGGGGAAUUCUGUCAACAGCAAAGGGGCUCAAUGCUCUGCAGAGCCUUGAUUCUCUUGAUAGGUCUUUACUGAUGGUUCAUUCUAGAGGUGUAAACUUCCAGAUAGUUGAACAGACUAUAUUGGGCAUGGAUAAGUAUUGCGGUGUUUCACUUGAAGAUUCAGACAUGUGGCAAACUGAUGGUCGAACUUACAAGCAAUGGUUGUGCACCCUAGUGAGCUCACUCAUUUGCCACUGCGAUGACAUCAUCUUGAGACUUUGCAGGAGUCUUGUUUUUCUCAAAGUUAAGGCUGCUGAGCUUUUGUUUGCAAGCACUCUUGUGAACAUCGCUGGCAAUGUUGAUUCCAAUGCUGCCAUCUGCAGACUAAUUUCAACCAAGGUUGAGGAAAUAAUUUUUUCUGACUCCAAUGAUUCGCUGAAGUCAAUCCAUCUGUUUUUGGAUGCACUGAAUGUCAUUAGAUCCUUUUAUGUUGCUGAAAAAUCCAGAACUUGCCCUUCUAGUACUCUCAAGGAUGGUAGAUCCGUUAGAUCAAAAAGUCGAUCGCCAGCAACAACUCCGUCAUCGUCAUGGAAAAAGGUGUACUGGCUUUCAGUUGAUUAUCUUGUUGCUGCCAGAGCUGCUAGUAGAUGCUCAUGUGACUUCACUGCACUGAUGUAUGUUGAACUUUGGUGUGAGGAACAAUUCAACAGGCUGGCAAUAGGACCUCCAGAUUUUUCACAUGAAGAGUCGCUGCCACCACAUGUUGGUUUGUUGAUUGCUGCAUUUACUCGCAUAAAUGAACCCGACAGCAUUUAUGGGAUCACACUAGCCAAUGAGAUAACAUCUCAGAUCAUAAGAUAUGAGCACGAAGGUGAAUGGAGUAGUGCUCUUGAAUAUUAUGAUUUACUCGUAAGGUCAUCGCCAAUGGAGCAUCCUGGCAAUUUAACGGGUUCGCUGAUGACUGGACCAUCUGCUUUUAGAGCUGAAGAUAAGAUGCUGAACUGGAAAAUGCACAAAGGUCUGAUGAGAUCCUUGCAGAAAACUGGAUGUAGUCAUGUGCUUGAUGUCUACUGUGAAGGUUUAACACACCAAAAAGGGUCUCUUCAACAAGAUGCAGAAUUUAUUGAUAUACAAUAUGAAGCUGCUUGGAGGGCAGGAAACUGGGAUUUCUCUUUUUUCAUUCCAUAUUCAUCUCGUUCUUCAACUCGCACCCAAAGUUAUUGUCUCUUCAAUGAAAAUUUACACAGUUGCUUAAGAUCUCUGGAGAAAGGUGAUUCUGAGGAGUUCCAUGAGAAACUAUCUCGAGCUAAGAUGGAUCUUGUGUUGGCUUUGUCAAAUACUAGCAAGGAAAGCACAAAGUACAUACAUUCUACCAUCCUUAAGUUACAGAUGCUUGAUCAUGUUACCAUGGUUUGGGACCUACGUUGGAACCUUUGUAAUCGAAUGUCAGAAUCAUUUCCAAAAACCAAGAAAAUUUCUCCUGUUUCUACUGUCCCUACAGGGAUGCAGCUGGAGUUGCUGGACAAAGAGUGGAACUUCAUUGUGUUCCAAACAGAACAUAACCUUGAUCUUUUCGAACCUUUCUUAGCAUUCAGGCGUGCCCUCCUUAAGGUUUUAGGUUGCGAAGAACAUCUUGUAACACAUUUAUUUCAAUCUGCUUCUGCACUCCGGAAGGGAUUAAGGUUUUCUUUGGCAGCGGCUGCUUUAUAUGAACUGAAAGAACAUUGUUUUCACCAAGAUGGGGGCACCAUGCCAAAUACUUUUUUCCUUUCUAGGCUUGAAGAGGCUAAACUGCUGAGAGCUCAAGGGCAGCAUGAUAUGGCUAUUAGUCUUGGGAAAUACAUACUGCAGAAGCAUUCUGACAAGAAAGACAUAUCAGAUGUCUAUCGACUAGUUGGCAAGUGGUUGGCUGAAACAAGAUCGAGCAACUCGAGAACUAUCAUUGAGGACUAUUUAAGACCUUCUGUGGAUCUUACUGAAUUUAAGACGAGCACGGACAAAAGAUACAUGUCCAGGCAGUGUCGAACACAUUUCCAUAUGGCACAUUAUACAUAUAGUUUAUUCAAAAGCUAUGAAGAAAGACUUUCAUCUAAUGAGUGGCAAGCAGCUCUGCGACUAAGGAAAUACAAGACUAGGGAGUUGGAGACACUGAUUAAAAGACUGAAAAGUUCAUCUAAGGGUGUAAAGACUGAUUACUCAGUAAAAAUCCAAGAGUUGCAGAAACAACUUGCACUAGACAGAGAAGAAGCAGAGAAGAUUCAGGAUGACCGGGACAAUUUCUUAAAUCUAGCACUUCAAGGGUACCAACGUUCCCUUGUUGUUGGUGGCAAAUACGACCUACAAGUGGUUUUCCGGCUGGUCUCGCUGUGGUUUAGUCUUUCUUCAAGGGAUCAAGUUGUGAAAGCAAUGAUGAAAACGACAAAAGAGGUCCAAUCCUACAAAUUCAUACCAUUAGUUUACCAAAUUGCUUCGAGACUUGGAAGCUCCAAUUCUCAAGGGUCAACAAACUUCCAGAUUGCAUUAGCUUCUCUUCUGAAGAAAAUGGCUAUUGAUCACCCAUAUCAUACAAUAUUUCAGCUUUUGGCUCUGGCAAAUGGUGAUCGUGUUAAAGACAAGCAAAGGAGUAGAAGUUCUUUCAUUGUAGAUAUGGAGAAGAAGCUUGCUGCUGAAAAUCUGUUAAAGGAGCUAUCUUCCUGUCAUGGAGCUUUGAUUUUUCAGAUGAAACAAAUGGUAGAGGUCUACAUUAAGUUGGCUGAACUGGAGACCAAGAAGGAAGACACUAACAAAAGAAUUUCGCUGCCUAGGGAGGCCCGAAGCAUUUGUCAGCUUGAACUUGUUCCCGUUGUGACUGCUACAGUUCCAGUCGACCCUUGUUGUCGGUAUGAAGUAGGUUCCUUUCCACAUUUCAGCGGGUUGGCCGACUCUAUUAUGAUAAUGAAUGGAAUUAAUGCUCCCAAAGUUAUAGAAUGUUUUGGCUCAGACGGUAACAAAUACCGCCAACUUGCAAAAUCUGGAAAUGACGACCUGCGACAGGAUGCUGUCAUGGAGCAAUUUUUCAGUUUGGUAAAUACUUUCUUGCAAAAUCACAGAGAUACUUCUCAAAGGAGAUUGAGAAUCCGUACAUAUAAGGUUGUUCCUUUUACCCCAAGUGCUGGUGUUGUUGAAUGGGUAAAUGGCACGGUUCCACUCGGUGACUAUCUGUUGGGGAGUACUAGAAUCAGUGGAGCACAUGGACGAUAUGGAACUGGGGAUUGGACAUAUCUUCAAUGCAGAGAGUACUUGAUGAGUGAGAAGGACAAAAGGAGGGCAUUUCUUAAAAUCUGCAACAACUUUAGGCCUGUAAUGCACCACUUCUUUCUCGAGAGAUUCUUGCUGCCUGCUGAUUGGUUCCAAAGUAGACUUGCUUACACGAGAAGUGUGGCAGCAAGCUCAAUGGUAGGAUACAUCGUGGGACUUGGGGAUCGCCAUUCCAUGAAUAUUCUAAUUGACCAAGACACAGCCGAGGUUGUACACAUUGAUCUUGGUGUUGCAUUUGAACAGGGUCUCAUGCUUAAAACACCUGAACGGGUUCCAUUUCGACUGACAAGGGACAUUAUAGAUGGCAUGGGCAUUACUGGUGUUGAAGGUGUGUUUAGAAGAUGCUGUGAGAAAACUCUCUCGGUCAUGAGGGCAAAUAAGGAAGCGUUGCUCACUAUUAUUGAAGUUUUUAUUCAUGAUCCUCUAUAUAAAUGGGCACUCUCACCACUGAAAGCUUUACAGCGUCAAAAGGAAACAGAUGAUACUGACUCAUGUUUGGAUGACUCUCAAGAGGCUUACGAGGGCAACAAGGAUGCAGCUCGUGCUAUACUCCGUGUUAAACAGAAGCUGGAUGGGUACGAAGAUGGUGAGAUGAGAAGCGUGCAGGGCCAGGUCCAACAACUCAUACAGGAUGCAGUAGAUGUCGAUCGGUUGUGCCAAAUGUUUCCUGGUUGGGGACCUUGGUUGUAAGCUCCAUGAAAAUGGAUGUAAAUUUUGAUCAAAGGCAAGAGCAAUUUUAUGACUUGGACUGUUUUUCCGCUUAACCCCUUGGACCCUCCUUCGCAACUUCCUAUGGGGGACGACUUUGCUGCCUUCGGUGCCUGAGCAUUGUUGGGAAGGGAAGCAUGGCAUCUGGAUGGUCGAUGGGUACACCACUGCCGAUAGCCGUUUGAACUUUGAAGGCCUGUGCUGACGAGGACACGACAUCUGGUGGUGAUCCAAGUCAGUUGGACAAGCAUGCUUAGCAAAUAGACCACGGUCUCGAUUUUUUUCUAAACUUAAUUAGUUUAAGAUCUCUAGUUUGAAAGCCAUAGGGAUAGGCGCUGCAUCACUUGUACAUACUACCAUAUUGCAGCUUAUGCUUGUAACUGUUGGUACUAUCAUGGUAUAGAAGUACUUCAGUAGGUCAGUACCAUUAUGGCAUUAUAGAGAGUUAUGGGCCAUAAUUAUUUAACAUGGUCUUUUUUCAAAUAUAUUCAAAGUGGUCUUGAAUAUGCACUGCUUGUCUGGAAA
Molecule: messenger RNA, 9816 nt
Organism: Panicum virgatum (switchgrass)
Lineage: Eukaryota; Viridiplantae; Streptophyta; Magnoliopsida; Poales; Poaceae
Product: serine/threonine-protein kinase ATM
Exons: 78
Coding region: 136-9273 (3045 amino acids)
Biological process (GO): DNA repair
Molecular function (GO): protein serine/threonine kinase activity; protein binding
Source: RefSeq, a predicted model, not a curated record